Molecule: messenger RNA, 3714 nt
Organism: Fraxinus pennsylvanica
Lineage: Eukaryota; Viridiplantae; Streptophyta; Magnoliopsida; Lamiales; Oleaceae
Source: the annotation of a GenBank genome assembly
AUGUUGACUGAUGAUAGGAAACUCAAGAUAUUUCCUUGUGUCAAAUGUGUUCCAAUAAAAGUCUCUUCAGCCAUUGGCGAAACGGAUGAUUCUUUUACACUUAGUUGUCCAUUUAAAAAAUAUAGCAUUACCUGGCCUCACUUUGGUACUGGGGCUACUGGAAUCAAUGUUAUAGGUGCAUACAUUUUAAUUAUACGCAUGAAUGUCGAGCCUGAUAAAUCAUCUGACAUGCACUUUUGGACAGAGGGAGUGAUAGGCAAGUGCUUCGUCAAUAAGACAAUUGCAGUUUUAUUCUAUGACUAUGGAGGCAAGAAAUUCCUUUUGGCAGGAAAUUCUGAUGUUUACUUCAAAGUACAUCUUGGGGAGGAGGAAUCACUCAUUAUGAAGAGCUCACAUGCAACUUUAUCACAAGGAUGCUUGGUAGGUUUCCUCAUAUCUUAUCAGGGUGCCUUUGGAAGCCUCACCCUGCGUAAAUGUAUAGCGAACUUCACUUUCUUCUUUGAGCUACCCUUAUCAGUACUUGCAGAAGGUUUGAUCAUUUCUAAAAUGGAAUGUAAUAAAGAUGACGCUAUCAAGUGUAAAGGCAUCGCCGAGAAAAAGUUAGAGAACGAGGACAUUGCCGGAGCCAAUAAAUUUGCUUUAAAGGCUCAAAGUCUAUUUCCAAAUCUCGAGGGUCUUUCUGCGUUAUUGGAGGUCAUUAACCUCUAUGUUGCCUCUCAGAAGAAAAUAAAUGGAGAAGUAGACUUGUACGGGAUUUUUGGUCUGGAUCCCUCUGUCGACGAUGACACGUUGCGUAAAAAAUACAGAAAAAUGGCUCUGGUCUUUCACCCUGAUAAAAACAAGUCCACUGGGGCUGCUGGAGCAUUCUUAAUUCUUACUGAAGCCUUUAGUGUCCUGUCAGAUAAGGACAAGAGAUCCGCGUAUAAUCUGAAGCUGAACUUAAGAGCUCCGAAUCCUCCAUUACCAACCGACAGAAACGGUUUCUGUAAUUUCACCAGCAGCUCCAGCUCUCAGAAUGUGAGGAAUAAGGCGACUGAUGCCAAGACCCAGCACAUGCCAACUCAGUCAAGGACUUCAGCUCCUGCCACCAGUUCACAUGUCAGUCCUCCACUCUUUCCAAAGAAUUCAAAAGAUGCCACUGGUGCCCAACAUGUUCCCCGUCCCAAAAAAACUAAAAAAACUGCCACCAGUUCUAGGUACGCUGCAACUCCACCGCGGCCAAGGGAUCCGAGAACUGCAACCACUGUUCACAACAUUCCCUGUCUUCUUUCAAUAGCGGCCUUUGUCAUCCGACCAAUUUUAUGCAAUCGGUUCAGCUUGAAAUUCAACUGGGACGGGGGCAGAUUCAUGUUAAUGCAGGUUAUCGGCCCACUCGUGCUUAGAACAGAAAAGCUUUAUCUGAUACCAAGGUUCUCUGAAAUCCUCAAAAUUGAAAGUAAAGAACAUCCUUUGGCAUCUGAUGUAAGCUCAUGUGUUUCGUGGGAUGGCUUUGGUGCUGACAACUCAUGUGUUUCGUGGGAUGACUUUGGUGAUGACAACUCAUGUGUUUCGUGGAAUGGCUUUGGUGAUGACAACUCGCGUGUUUCGUGGGAUGUGUUUGGUGAUGACAGCUCAAAAAUGCGCGUCUUGUUUGCAGAAGCAAAUACGAUAAUUUCUAAAAUGGAAUUCAAUAAAGACGAGGCUAUUAGAUUUAAAGCUAUUGCAGAGAAGAAAUUAAAAAAGGAGGACAUUGCUGGGGCCAAAAGAUAUGCUUUAAAGGCGGAAACUCUAUUUCCUUCACUCGAUGGUCUCUCUCAGCUCCUUGAGGUCAUUAAUUUCUAUGAUGGCUAUGAGAAGAAAAUAAAUGGAGAAGUAAACUGGUACGGGAUUCUUGGUGUCGACCACUUGGCUGACAUGGACACCUUGCGUAAAGCUCACCAAAGAAUAGCUGUGGCUCUACAUCCUGAUAAAAACAAGUCCUUUGGGGCCGAAGAAGCAUUCAAACUUCUUUCUCAAGCACAGAGUGUGCUGUUUGAUAAGGGAAACAAACUAGUGUAUGAUAUGAAGCUAAAUUUCAGAGCUCACCAGAGGGUUUCAGUUGGAAAUCCCCCAUUUCCAGCGGAUAUAUAUAGUUUUGGGAAUUUCACCAGCUGCUCCAGCUCUGCUACGAAUAUGACAGCUUCUGGCAAUGCCCAGAACGGGCUAAUGUGCCCAAGGAAUCCAGCUACCACCACAGGUUCACAUUACAAUCCUCCUCCACUCUGGCCAAGGUAUCAGUCAACAGCCUUUGGUGGCCAACACAUUCCCACUUAUCAAACUACUCCAGAAACAGCCACCUGUUCUCAGUAUGUUCUCACUCCACCCUGGCCAAGGGAUCCAACUGCUGCCAGUGGUUCCUGGCACAUGACUCCAGAAGCAGCCGCCAUUUUUUAUCAUGUUAAUAGGGUCCAGUCAGUUGUUCAGAGUCUCAAGAUAGGGUGCAAAGAGGCAGCGGCCCAUGCAAUUUCAUUUGGAAAUCUAAAGGGCAGUGUUGGAGCCAAAAGAGUUACUUCAUCUAGUGACCAGUCCAUAAGCACGAAGGAGUUGUCUCGAUCUGAAAUCCGUACCAUGCUGAUGGGUAAGGCCAAGACAGAAAUCCUUGAGAAGCUGAACCAGUGGAACAUAGCUCCUGAAUUGGAAUCUGCAAAUAAGACAGGCAUGAACAUGGAAAAGGAGAAGCCAUCAGCUGUUAAUGAUCUGAAGAAUAAUAAAAAUAAAGGUGCUGUGCUUCUUGGUUCGAGAAAGACAUCCCAGCCUCAAGAUUCUUACAUGGGUGAUGGCACUGGUGAGCUAAACGCAAGCGUUGAAGAAACUGUGUUGAUGAGUGUGCCAGAUGCAGAUUUUUGCAAUUUCGACAAGGACAGAGUAGAGGCAUCUUUUUCUGGAAAACAAGUUUGGGCUCUGUAUGAUGAUGACGAUGGCAUGCCACGUUACUAUGCACUGAUCCAUGGCGUGAUGUCUAGAAAGCCAUUCAAGUUGCAGAUUAGUUGGCUGAACUCAAAAAGCACUGCUGAAUUUGGCCCCCUCAACUGGGUAUCUUCUGGAUUUACCAAAACAAGUGGUUAUUUCAGAGUUGGAAAACCUCAAGUUAAUAAGAGUUUAAUAUCUUUCUCGCAUCAGGUUAAGUGGAGAAAAGGUGCAAGAGGGGCAAUCGAGAUUUAUCCAGCAAAGGGAGACGUUUGGGCUUUGUAUAGGAACUGGUCCGUGAAUUGGAAUGAAUUCACUGAAGAUGAGGUGAUACAUAAAUAUGACGUGGUGGUAAUUGUUGAAGAUUACAAUGAAGACAAAGGUGUCGUUGUCUCUCCUUUGAUAAAAGUUGCUGGCUUCACGUCAGUAUUUUGCCAAAAUUUGGACCUAAUAGAAAUUUAUACAAUUCCAAGAGAAGAGAUGUUUCGAUUCUCUCAUCAGGUCCCAUCCUACAAGCUAACUGGUCGCGAAGCUCCAAAUGUUCCAGAGGAUAGCUGGGAUCUGGAUCCUGCUUCUCUCCCUAUGGAACUUCUUCAACUCGUGACAGUAUCCAAGGAGACAGAUGGAAGCAGUGAGGCAAAGAAAGAAUCAAGCAGCAGGGGUAACGCCAAUACAGAGGGUGGAGUAGCUUCUGAAAAUGCCAAGCAUGGUUCCUCAGAACCAUUUUUGAAAUAUUCAAGAAGAGGCAAGAAAAUGAAGAUGGCCGGAGAUGCUGAUCAUGCUAUGUAG